Messenger RNA from Rosa rugosa (rugosa rose), 1573 nucleotides. RefSeq names its product pentatricopeptide repeat-containing protein At1g06710, mitochondrial-like. Gene Ontology annotation, molecular function: protein binding. The transcript is spliced from 2 exons. The record is from RefSeq and is a predicted model, not a curated record. NCBI's taxonomy places the organism in Eukaryota, Viridiplantae, Streptophyta, Magnoliopsida, Rosales, Rosaceae. Bases 137 to 1378 code for a protein of 413 amino acids.
UUUCGAAACUUGAAGUCCCAUUUCUCUUGCUUGGUGUACUGUUCUCUCCUCCCGGAGCAAAACGCAGAGUUUCAAUCCUUCAGAGCUUCCGCCGCAGAUCAUCAGAGAAAGAGUACUACAGUGAAAAAUCAAAUCAAUGGAGGACAGUACUAGUUCCCCCAAUUCUUCCUCCGAUGACCUCAAGAAACAUGUUAUGAAGGUUUUCAAGGACUCUACCCAGGACUGUGAGGACAUUUUCUUGAAAAAACAAUUUGAGAUGCUUGGUGACUAUGACUCCCUUAACAAUUAUGCGAUUUUGGUGUUUGAUUCUAUGGCGAAUUCCGGCAUGCCUGACGAAGCCAAAGAGCUCUUUAAGCCUCGCUCUGAGUUGGCCGUACUGCCUGAUGUGGCCGUCUUCACCAUUGUCAUUCGGUCCUAUGCCUAUGCCGGAAAGACCAAGGCUGCUCUCAAGGUGUACCACCACAUGUUAGCCAGUGGUGUCGCCCCCGCCUCGGUUACUUACUCUAUACUCAUCACGGCACUUGCAAAAGACUCACCUUCUGAUGUCACUUUCGUUGGGUAUGCCAAGAAGUACUUUUUGGAAAUGUUGGAUAAGGGGAUGAAGCCCCAUUCUGCCUCCUACACGACUGUGUUCGACGCCAUUGCCUGCCGGGAGUCAGUGGAGAAGGCCAGGGAGUUCCUUGAGCAGAUACAAGCAAAGGGGUUUGUCCCUGAGUCCAAAAUUUUUCUGUUUGAAGAAACCCACCUUGCAGAAGCAAUGAAGGGAAUGAAGAUGUAUGAUGAUCUUGUCAACAAUACCACCGACAAGAAUGUGCAAAAAGUAUUCCGCACGUGGCGCACCAAGCCGGGUUGCCUCUACAAAAAGUCGUUGAAGAUGUACAAGGCUUUGAUUGAGGAUGGCAGUGCAGACCAGGCCAUGGAGCUUUAUAAGCGCGUUGUUGAAAUGGGUAUACAGCCCAUGGUUGUAGUCCACACCUCCGUUAUUGAAGCCUAUCUCAAGUUUGGCAAGACCAAGGGUGCUCUGGGGGCGUACUGGGACAUGUUAGCUGCUGGGGUUGCCCCAAACUCCUACACUUACACUGUUUUAAUCAAGGGACUCACUGCUGACCCCAACUUCUCUGGAGAUGCCAAGAAGUGCUUGCUUGAGAUGAUGGACAAGGGGAUGAGGCCUAAUGCUGCUACCUACACUGCUGUGAUAGAGAGCUUUGCAAAGCAAGAGGACGAGGCAUCUGAGAAGGAGUGCAAAGAGUUGGUGGAGGUGAUGAUGGGUAAGGGGUUUGUGCCAAACGCAAAGGCUAUGAUGGAGGUUCUAAAGGGAAGGCCAACACCAGUAAUAAGAAGGGUCAUGAACAUUGUUCUUUCCAAGUUGAAGGGCUGAUGCAUUGCUUCAUCGAUGUUGUUCCAGCAGCUUUAGGAUUAUGAUGUUCCAGAUACGGGGCAGCCAGUAAGAGUAGGAAAUCAUGUAGUAUUGAGUUUCAAUGGGGGAUUUUGGGCUGUUCUUUAUCCUUGUGAAUUUGACAAUGGAGUAGUGUGACGGUUGACAUUGAAGUAAACAAGUAGUCUUUGCUGCUAA